Molecule: messenger RNA, 1846 nt
Organism: Carassius auratus (goldfish)
Lineage: Eukaryota; Metazoa; Chordata; Actinopteri; Cypriniformes; Cyprinidae
Gene: tnfrsf18
Product: tumor necrosis factor receptor superfamily, member 18
Exons: 6
Coding region: 32-811 (259 amino acids)
Biological process (GO): positive regulation of cell adhesion
Cellular component (GO): external side of plasma membrane
Source: RefSeq, a predicted model, not a curated record
AUAGCAAUGCUCAAUCUACCACUGUGAUACAAUGGACACUGCUAAACUCUGGUUAAUGCUGCUCUGUAUUUGUGGCAGAUGGAUUCUGAGUCUGGCUUAUAUAAACUGUGACUGGACCACUGAGGUUGAAUAUAACAAGAUAUGUUGUAAAGCCUGUCCUUCAGGUUACUUUCCCAAGCCAUGCUCAGAGAACAAAAGUGACAGUGUGUGUGAGAAAUGUUCAAAAGCUUCAUCGGAUAUGGAAAAAUGUCUCUGCAAAGAUAAUCACUUAUGUUCUAAUGAUAAAUGUGGUAAAUGUGAGCCCAGGAAAAUAUGCCAUCCUGGAUAUCAGCUACAGAGAUAUGGUAACUUUGAUUAUAAUUACUUGUGUGAGCCAUGUCCAAGUAACACUUACAAUGAUGUCGAGGACAGCACGUGUAAAUCCAUUACAAAAUGUGUUGAUGGUGAAAUCUUCCCUGGAAACCAGACCCACAAUGCAAGAUGUGGUUCUCCUGCAAAAUUCACAACAGUUCACUCAAAGACAACCAACAGCCAACCAACAAUAUACAAUGGAAAUCAGACUCAUACUUUCAUGGUGGCCUGUUUAGCAGUCACUGUGUUUACCUGCCUGGUUUUUAUCAUGUAUACUGCUUUUAAAAUUUUCAGAUACAAGAUGGGCACAAAAAUAAGCAAACCACCGUGCACACAUAGGAUGGUAUUGCCCUCAGAUACAUGCAGUUGCAAAUUAUCCAAGGAGGAAGAGGGUGAGGUAAAAGACCUGACAUAUCACGCUGAAGUCCCUUGCAAGCAUGAUGUCCACAGAUUUCCCUAAAGGUUCUCUGUAAAGUGAAGAUCGCUGCACAAAGGUGUCAUCAUCUCAGUUUCGAAACUGAUUCAUAUGAGGAGGAAUGAGCAGAAGGUGACAAGUUUAUGUUUGCUCUGAUACAGAAUUUGCUCUCUGAAGUGGAUUUACAGUUUGCAAGACGUACAACAGGAGUGAUGCUUCCUGUCAACUUUAUAUGUUACCUUUUAGGUGUAAAACCUGUUAAAAGAUUCAGUUUCUAAAUGAGCACAGAACAGUUUGCAUUAUGCAAUUAAGCAACGUGUGUAAUUAAACAAUACAAAUGUAACGUUUCACAACAGAUUUACCUGGGGAAAUAGUAAUGUAUAGAAGAAAUACCUCUUAAGUAUUUGACCAAAGAUUAACAGACAUUACAGCAAGCCUUUUUGGUAUUUAAUGCUUCAUAUUUGUCUUUUUUUUGUGAUGUUCGUCUGAUUUUUUUCUUUUGUCACAUGAGAACUAUGUCCUCUAUUUGCUUGUAUGUGCCUUUUCUGCUUUCAUUUUAUAGCUAUUUCACAUCUGAUAAGCACAUUUAUUUUUCAUUGUCACUUUCUAUAUAUAUACAUGCACUUUCUAUAUUCCACUUUCUAAAGUUAACAGGUUCUGUACAUAAUAUAAAAUCUAUAAUUUGCAUACUUUUUCUUAACAAGACUUUCUGUCUUAUAUUUGCACGUUAGGUUUGGGCCAUGUAUUUGAAAGUGUAAACAUUUUUAAAUAUUGUCACUACUACAUCAAUGGAUAUACUAAUAGACAUGUUUUGUGUGUGUGUGUGUGUGUGUGGGUGGGUGUGUAUCAUAAAAAAGAGUUUCAGCAAAUUGGUGUAGGCAUUUUAUUUUCAUUUAUUAAAUUGUAUUGUGGUCAAUGUCCAAUAUAUAGAGUUGUAGCAGUGUAUUACAAUGACUUUUGCCAAGAAAUGUAUAUUAUUAUUGUUUAUUGUACAUGCUUGUUUGUAAGGUGCGCACACAGAGAGCCGCGUCUCACUGACAGCAACACCGAGCUCUCCUUCACGUCCAUGUUUUGGUUAAG